ACGUCUCCCUAUUACUUUCCAAUCCUGUGCAAACAGAACAAAGCUUCAGCUGAAGAGCAAGAGGAAUGAAGAGUCUUCUGCCUCUAUUUUUGCUCUCCCUAACAUUUUCUUCUGCAUUUCCUGCAGACCGAAAGAUGAAAAAUGAAGACAAUAUGCAUCUGGCUCAGGCAUAUCUCAACCAGUUCUACUCUCUUGAAAUAGAAGGGAGUCAUCUUGUUCAAAGCAAGAACAGGAGUCUCAUAGAAGGCAAAAUUCGGGAAAUGCAAGCAUUUUUUGGAUUGACAGUGACUGGAGAGUUGGAUUCAAACACUCUGGAGAUCAUGAAGACCCCCAGGUGUGGGGUGCCUGAUGUGGGUCAGUAUGGCUACACUCUCCCUGGGUGGAGGAAACACAACAUCACAUACAGAAUAAUGAACUACACUCCAGAUAUGGCACAAGCUGAUGUGGAUGAUGCUAUCCAAAAAGCACUGGAAGUAUGGAGCAACGUGACUCCACUAACAUUCACCAGGAUUUCCAAGGGGAUUGCAGAUAUCAUGAUUGCUUUUAGGACGCGAGUCCAUGGCCGAUGUCCUCGUCAUUUUGAUGGCCCCUGGGGAGUCCUUGGCCAUGCCUUCCCACCUGGUCUGGGUCUGGGUGGUGACACUCACUUUGACGAGGAUGAGAACUGGACCAAGGAUGCAGCAGGAUUCAAUUUAUUUCUUGUGGCUGCUCAUGAAUUUGGCCAUUCACUAGGGCUCUCUCACUCCAGUGAUCAAAGAGCCUUGAUGUUCCCGAAUUUUGUCUCCCUGGAUCCUAGCAAAUAUCCGCUUUCUCAGGAUGAUAUCAAUGCAAUCCAGUCCAUCUAUGGAGGUCCACCUAAGGUACCUGCUAAGCCAAAGGGACCCACUGUACCCCAUGCCUGUGACACAGGAUUGACUUUUGAUGCUAUUACCAGUUUCCGCAGAGAAGUAAUGUUCUUUAAAGGCAGGAACCUCUGGAGGAUCUAUUAUGAUAUUGCUAAUGUUGAAUUUGAAUUAAUUGCUUCAUUCUGGCCAUCUCUGCCAGCUGAUCUUCAAGCUGCAUAUGAAAAUCCCAAAGACAGGAUUCUGGUUUUUAAAGAUGAAAACUUCUGGAUGAUCAGAGGAUAUGCUGUCCUGCCAGAUUACCCCAAAUCCAUCCAUACGCUCGGCUUCCCAAGACACGUGAAGAAAAUUGAUGCAGCAGUCUGUGACCAAAACACAAGGAAAACGUACUUCUUUGUAGACAUUUGGUGCUGGAGGUAUGAUGAGAUGACCCAAACCAUGGACAGAGGGUAUCCACAGAGGGUGGUAAAACACUUUCCAGGACUUGGUCUCCGCAUUGAUGCUGCUUUCCAGCAUAAAGGAUUCUUCUAUUUCUUCCGUGGAUCAAAGCAAUUUGAAUAUGAUAUUAAGGCAAAGAACAUUACCCAAGUGAUGAGAACCAAUGCUUGGUUUCAGUGCACAGAACCGUUAAACUCAUCAUUUGAUUUUGCUAUCAACAGGGAAAGUGCAUAUUCAAGAGGAAUGGACAUAUUGUAUCACAGGAAUUUAAGCUUGCUUGUUGUCAGUAUUGUUUAUCUGCUGAAAAACCUUAUAGUUAUCAAUGAGUUUAUAGACCUAAAUUUAACCUUGAGAAGUCUUUUAAUCUGAACUCUGUCUCAAAGUAGAGUAGAACCUUUCUUUAACAUUAAUAUGCCAGUCCUACUUGGUUCUAAAUACCUAAUGGGUAAAGAUUCAACAACCAUUUUGAGCUAAUUCUUUUAACAGGAAAUUAUUAGAUAUAAGUAAAAUCACUGGCUGUACGUUAAGCCUAAUUCAGCUUUGUGGACUUGGGAAAGUAAGAUGUGUCAUAACUAAAUACUGAAGACAUUUAUUAAACCAAUCUUUAGCAUUC
This is a messenger RNA of Oryctolagus cuniculus (rabbit), 1893 nucleotides long. RefSeq names its product matrix metallopeptidase 27 (gene MMP27). Lineage: Eukaryota; Metazoa; Chordata; Mammalia; Lagomorpha; Leporidae. Gene Ontology annotation, biological process: extracellular matrix organization; collagen catabolic process; proteolysis. Gene Ontology annotation, cellular component: extracellular matrix. Gene Ontology annotation, molecular function: metalloendopeptidase activity; zinc ion binding. The record is from RefSeq and is a predicted model, not a curated record.